GCCUCUUCCUCUGGGCUGUGCGGGUCAUUAUGUUACAUGUAAAGUCCCACGCGUGCGGCCGGGUGGACAUCCGCGGUGUUCUGACCGCUGGUUAUUUAAAAGACGGGAGAGACGAGGUCUGACUGCAGCGGGUGCUGUUGUUGGUCGGAGAGCCCGCUGACUGAACUUGUGAGAAGAGGAGGAGAGAGGGAGCUGUGCGCUCUCUUCCCGGCAGAGUGCGUCCCGCUCCGCACACACACAUAUACACAUCCACACACGCACACACACACAUACACACACAUCGGGGUCACUCUACUUUCAGGCAGCGGACUGGUUUCCACUCCCGCACCUCCUGAAUAUCGCACAUGAACAGUCUGAAGGACGUCAGCAGACAUUUCCUACCUGUGCGCCUUCAGUGUGCGUCACAGAAACUCUGCUGUUUCUUCGUGUUAAUUGUUUCCUCCGCGGUUUCCCACCCGGUGAUUUUGGAUUACGGAGAAUAACAAGCGGCGUGGAGGAGCGCGUAACUCUCCGCAAAUCAUGGAUUUAUGGAUAAAGUUGAUGUUGUUGUGCAGCUGCUGCUUUGGAGCAAGUGCAGACUUUGAUGGCAGGUGGCCGCGGCAGAUGGCCUCAUCCAACGGCCUGUGUCGAUACGGGGCCAGAGUGGACUGCUGCUGGGGAUGGACACGCCGUUCCUGGGGUCACUGCCAGCCUCUCUUCGCCUUAACUCACAGAGUAGCCGGGAUAAGAUGCCAGCCCCAAGCUGUGUGCCAGCCUGGCUGUAAGCACGGAGACUGCGUGGGACCCAAUAAAUGCAAGUGCCACCCUGGUUUCACCGGCAAGACCUGCAAUCAAGAAGAGGAGCUGGACUAUUUAACUCCACCUGUGUGGUUCAGUCACCCUCCUAUCUUUCUUCCCGUGGACCAUCAGCCAGCGAGAGUAGUGAUGGAGGACCUGAAUGAGUGCGGGCUCAAGCCGAGGCCUUGUAAACACAGGUGCAUGAACACAUAUGGGAGUUACAAGUGCUACUGCCUCAACGGCUACAUGCUGAUGCCUGAUGGGACCUGUGGAAACGCUCGCACUUGUGGCAUGGCCAACUGCCAGUACGGCUGCGAGGUGCUGAAAGGAGAGGUCCGAUGUCAGUGUCCAUCGCCGGGGCUACAGCUGGCUCCGGAUGGAAGAACCUGUGUGGAUGUGGAUGAGUGUGCAGCAGGGAUCGCGGUGUGUCCCAGGUUCAGGAAAUGCAUAAACACCUUUGGUAGCUACAUCUGCAAGUGCCACGAAGGCUUUGACCUGCAAUACAUCAACGGGAAAUACCAAUGCAUAGAUGUGGAUGAGUGCUCUUUAGGUCAGAGCCACUGCAGCAGCUUCGCCACUUGCUACAACACGCCAGGCUCGUACAAGUGCAAAUGCAAAGACGGCUACAGGGGGAUGGGCCACGACUGCAAACCCAUUCCUAAGGUUGCUAUUGACCCCCCGAGACCAGGCAAACUGCCUCCAAAUCAUCACAACCGCAUCCCUGACAUUGAUCAGAGGAGGACCACCACCACCAUCCACCCACCAGUGACUCAAAGGAGGAUCUUCCCCAUUAUCCCCAAAUCGACAGCCGCGACUAUGACAACCACGACAACGACCAAAGCACCUCCGAAGAGGGUCACCCCACCUCCACGCAAGCCGGCAGUUCCCACCAGGAGGCCCUUUAUCCCAACCAGGAAACCACCAGCACCCACGCGCAAGCCCUACAUCCCACCAAAGCCAGCGGCUCCAACCAGACGCCCCACGCCAGCACCAGGCGCACCAGUCACACCAGUAGACAACACCAUCCAGAAGGAGGUCACCAAACAGAGAGGGGAUGUCCACAUCCCUCGGAACCACGGCCAUAACACUGUCCUUGGCAUCGACUUUGACAUUGAGCUCGGCAACACGGCAGACGAAGCCAAGGACGACCCAGAGUCGGGCUAUCUGAGCUGCUCCUUUGAUGACGGUCUUUGUGGUUGGAUCAGGGACAAAGACGGAGACCUGCACUGGGAGACGACGCCUGAUCCAUCAGGUGGACGAUACCUCACCAUUCCUGAGGUAGGCAACAAGAGGACAGGGCGAGGGGCACGGCUGGUCCUUCCACUCACCCCUCCCUGGAACGACGGCAAUCUGUGCCUGUCAUUCCGGCACAAGCUGGCAGGUCACCACGUGGGCAUGCUGCAAGUGUUUGUGAAGAAAGGAAAGCAGUACAGUCCAGCAGUGUGGGGCCGGACAGGCGGAAAUGGCUGGAGGCACACCCAAAUCACAUUAUGGGGCACAGGCCUGGAAAGUGUGAUCCUGAAGGGGGAGCGUGGGCGAGGCCGGAGCGGCGAGAUGGCUGUGGACGACAUCACCCUGAGGAAAGGCUCCUGCACGGAGGAGCACAAUCUGAGGAGACUCUGACUGACAGAACAGAGAGAGGCAGAAAGAAAACAAGAGGGAAAAUCAUCUCAAAGAGAACUGACUCUGUUGUGACAUCCCCUCACUCUGCCCGGGCUCUCGCUUAUCCCCCCCCCCCCCCCCCCCCCUUCCCUUCCUCAUCCCCAUCCCCCUGCACCGCCACCCCUCCCAGCCAUUCUGUGAACGAUAUCCGAAAAUUUGUGCGUCUCCAGAACAGUGGGUUUCUCUCUCUCUCUCUCUCUCUCCCCUUCAUCUGUCCAUGAAUAAAAAGACUGAAUCGAAAUGUCAUGGGCGGAUCCCAGCAGCACACCCCGCGUCUUCUCAGCCUCCCUCUCACUCCAUCACCUUGUUACUAUGAAACCUGCAUGUAUCUACUUACCAUGGAAAUGUCCUUCACCCUAACACAGCCCUGGCACCCUUCCAGCCACAACGCUAAGAGGCCCACGUUCACUUCAUUUCUUCCUGGAGAGAGUAUGCUUUUGCCUUGCUUUGAUCUUUUAACCACAAGCCAUUGCUUUUUAUUUGCUUGAUGUUAAAACACAUGGCCAGGGGUGCAUUUUAUGACUGUUUCAAUCAGCAAAACAUCAGACAUGGUAUACAUUUCUUUGAGGGUUAGAGGUAUAAAAAAAAAAUGUAUGUAAAAGACAAAUUGUAUUUGUCAUCAUUUCUAAUCCAGAACUCCAAAUGUGAUAUAAACCCAAAGUAUAAAAUCAACCACAGAGUCAGUUUAGCUCUGCUUUUGUUGGUCUAAUCUGAGUUUUUUGUAUUGCAACUGCUCUAUAGCACAGUGUGGACUGAAACGACGCAGCUUUCUUUUGUUGUCACAGUAUUUCAGAUCUGUUCGGUAGGAGAGGUUUAAAAAUUUAGCCUCUUCCCUACCCUGAUCUUUUAUUGAAGCCUCCUAAAGUUGUUCAUACUCUCUGUGGUCAUUGUUUUUCAGAUACUUGAAAUGUGUCAAACAGAAUCAGUGUAUGAUUUCUGACACUUGCAAAUCAACACUUACUUUCUAUUAUACAGUACGUGCUUUCUUAUUAUAAGUGCAGUUUGUUAUAAAAGACGAUACCGACAACUUUUUAGGCUUUCACAAAAUGUAUUAUUGUAAAUGUAGUCGUGUGUACAUACUCUAAAAGUUCAGUCCCAUAUGUUGUGUGGUUUAUACGUUAUGUAAAUUCAUACAUGGAUAUUAAUUGGAUUUCAAAAUCGUUGGUAUUUCAGUUUUUGAUUAAAGGACAUGUAUACAGCUGGAACCCUUGUGUAGUGCAAGGCUGUGUUUAACGUGCACACGAUGUGUAUGUCCAUGUGUUAUGGUAUAAUGCUCUGUCUGUAACUUGCAAAGCACAUAGUUGCGUAUCGUAUGCUGUGAUAAUGAAGGGCAUCGGCUGGAAUUUUAAGGUUUUCUGUAUGCAUGGGUGCAUUCACCGAAUUCAGAUUUAUCCAGACCAGUAUGUAAAUAAAAUACAUUUGACUGA
Molecule: messenger RNA, 3866 nt
Organism: Epinephelus fuscoguttatus (brown-marbled grouper)
Lineage: Eukaryota; Metazoa; Chordata; Actinopteri; Perciformes; Serranidae
Gene: npnta
Product: nephronectin a
Exons: 14
Coding region: 520-2400 (626 amino acids)
Cellular component (GO): membrane
Molecular function (GO): calcium ion binding
Source: RefSeq, a predicted model, not a curated record